GCUGGUUUUCAAGAACAAAUAUUUUUGCCGAAACUAGAAGUCCGACUUUUAACAAUCGGUUAUAGUUGCGGAACAACUGAAUGUUUUGCUCCAUGGUCACCGUACCAAUUUUGUUACAUUGCUGCUAUCAACUUUGUUAAAUUGUUGCCUGCCUUUGGUAUUCGGAAACAACUCAAUUAGUGGGCUUUUGGAGAGAUUAUCCCGAUACAACAAAUACUGUGGAAACAGUUUUUUUGACCAGUGUAUGGAUUUUUUCUUUUUUUACAUGUUCCACCCAUAAAUACCGAUAUGCAGAUAGUCUUUUUAUUUAUAGUUUCUCUAUUUUUAACGAAUGGUGCAACAAAGCCGCCUGCGGAGGUUGUAGAUCCUGAAUAUGACUUCCUCAGUUCCAUGCUUUCAGACUUUGAGGUGCUGCCCCUCGCCAGUCUCCAGACUCACUCGGUCCGGCGACGGGACCUCCAGACACAGACCCACGUGGAACGACAUCUCAGCUUCACUGCCUUACAGAGGCAUUUCAAGCUGUAUCUGAGGACCAACACGGAGCUGUUCACAGAGGACUUCAGUGCCGUGUUCGUGGAUAAGGAUGGACAGGAGGACAGUUACGAGGUCAACAGACAGAACUUCUUCACCGGCCAUGUCAUAGGGGAGGAGAACUCUAGAGUGCAGGCGCAUAUUGAUGACAAUGACUUCUCGGCACACAUCCUCACUGACGGAGCAGAGUACAACAUUGAGCCCCUGUGGAGGUUUACGUCGGCGCCCCCCGAUGGCCGUUUGCUGGUAUACCGUCCUGAGCACAUAAGGAACAUCAGCCGACUGGCCUCGCCCAAGGUCUGUGGCUACGUGAAGGCUGACUCCAAUGACCUGCUGCCUGAGAGUAUGAGAUCAGCUAGACUGGAGGAUGAGGAGGAAGAGCCCCUGGUCAGAGAGAAGAGACAGGCCCAUGACCACAGGAAGAACACCUGUCCUUUACUCUUGGUGGCUGACCAUCGCUUCUUCCAAGAGAUGGGCCGUGGCGAGGAGAGCACUACCCUCAACUACCUGAUCGAGCUGAUUGACCGUGUGGAUGACAUCUACAGGUCGACGUCGUGGGAUGACGAGUAUAAAGGAUACGGGGUUCAGAUCCAACAGAUCAUCAUUGAGAAGCUCCCCACCCGCGUACCUCCAGGGGAGGCCCACUUCAACAUGAGGGGAAGUCCCGUCGAGGGCAAGGAUGUCUGGGACGUGAAGAAGCUUUUGGAGCAAUUCAGUGUGGACAUAGCAGACAACGCGUCCAAGGUGUGUCUGGCUCACCUGUUCACCUACCAGGACUUUGACGAGGGGACCCUGGGCCUGGCCUACGUGGCCCCCUCCAGACAGGGCAUCCCUGGGGGCCUCUGCUCAGAGAAGUGCCCUCCGUCUUCGCCUGAGACGAGAGCUAUUUAUCUCAACACAGGGCUCACCAGCACUAAGAACUAUGGGAAAACUAUUCUGACCAAGGAGGCAGACCUGGUGACGACUCACGAGCUGGGCCAUAACUUUGGGGCAGAGCACGACCCUGAUAACAUCCCCUACUGUGCUCCCAGGGAAGACCAGGGGGGCAAAUACGUCAUGUACCCCAUCGCUGUGAGCGGAGACCACGUCAACAACAAGCUUUUCUCCAACUGCAGUAAGAUCUCCAUUGUGAAGCGUCUGAGGAACAAGGCUCCAGUGUGCUUCAGGGAGAGGAACAGUAACGUGUGUGGGAACAGCAGGGUGGAACAGGGCGAGGAGUGUGACCCGGGACUGCUGCACAUCAACGAUGACCGCUGCUGUACCUCCGACUGCAAGCUCCGCCCCACAGCCAAGUGCAGUGACAUGAACAGUGCAUGCUGUAAGCAGUGCCAGUAUGAGAGGGAGGGCAAGGUGUGCCAGGAGCCCAUCAGUGCCACCUGUAAGGGCAGGUCCUACUGCACAGGCAACAGUAGUGAGUGUCCGUCUCCUGAGAACGCCCCUGACGAGACCGUGUGUUUGGACAACGGAGAGUGUCUGGACGGUGUGUGUAUCCCUUUCUGUGAGGCCGUCAAGAACCUGCAGUCCUGCGCCUGCAAUGAAACCAACUCGUCAUGUAAAGUGUGCUGUCGAAGCACCAGUGGAGUGUGCGCCCCAUUCCAGGACGACGGAGGGGACUACAUCUACCUCCGCAAGGGAAAACCCUGCACCGUGGGCUUCUGUGACGGAGCAGGUAAAUGUAUGAAGCAAGUUCAGGAUGUCAUUGAGAGGCUGUGGGAUUUCAUUGACAAGCUGGACAUCAACACGUUUCGGAAGUUUUUGGCGGACAACAUCGUGGGCUCUGUGGUGGUCUUCUCGUUGGUCUUCUGGGUCCCCCUCAGCAUCCUGGUUCACUGUGUGGAUAAAAAACUGGAUCAGCAGUAUGAACAGACCACCAAGUCUCUGCUUUUUCCGAGUAAUGCAGAGUUUAUGAGUAGUCUGGAGUCAGCCUCCGUGCGGAUCUUCAAACCCCCUGCCAUCUCAGCCCUGCGCUUCCAGGCCUCUGGCCCCCAGCAGACCAGCACUCCCCCCAUCCAAGCCCCAACUCCAGCUCGAACCCCUGGGGCCCACGUCCCAACCUCCACUCCCAGCCCUAGCCAGAGUCCCCUGCCCCCCCUGGAGAGCCCACGGAUGGCCACCAUCCAGGAGGACCCCAGUAUUGACUCCCACCUGGAUGAAGAGGCUCUGGAGGGCGACUUUCCCAUGGGGAGUUCGGCUCCACACUCCUUUGAGGAUCUGACAGAGCGUGGGCCCCUGGCCCGACGCAGUGACAAGGCCCUGUCCUUCAGACUCCAGAGACAGGCCCACAUCCGCAUCAACAGCAAGGAGACAGAGUGCUGAGAAAGGGAGGGGAAGAGAGAGAGAGAGAGAGAGAGAGAUAAAGAGGGCUCUUAACACAGAGGAGACUGAGAAAGAAAAAGGGAGAGAAAGAGACUGGAGGAGGAGAGGAGAGAGCGUGGGAGAGGAUGCUCACCCAAUCACCACUGAAUGGCAGACCACAGAGUAAAACAAGCUGGACUUGUCUGAUACUAUAUGUGGGCUGAGUUAUAUAAUGUAUUAUAGGAAGUUGGAGAGCAGCUUCAGUUGAAAAUAGGAUCCACUGGGCUAAAAUGAAACCGAUUGAGCAUUGAAAAGCUAAAUUCUUCAGAACUGAAAUUAGAAAUCAACAUAGUCAAUCUUUCACAGAUGAAACGAUCAAGUCUAGAAUUGUCUUGGUAAAUUGUAGUGCCUGGCUAAUUAGAAGGACCUGCGACGACCAGGUCAUAUUGAUGAUGUAUUGUUUAAAACUAUCCUGGGUUGCUCACUUGCACAGCCUGGCAUAUGAACAUGUUACACCAUGCCUCCGUGUAUGUAGUUGAGUAGGUUGACAGUGACACUUUUGGCGCAGUUUGAUAUCAGGUUUUGAAAAUAGGUCAACAAAUACAUGCUUAACACCCGUAUGCAUACAUCACCAGCAGUACUGUGGCUAUGUCUGUAAUAUCAUUGGCCUGGUGCUAGUUAAUGUACUUUGUGGCACAGCAAUAUAACACUAGUUUACCGCUUUGCUCUUCGUAACCAUGACAACAUGUAA
This is a messenger RNA of Salvelinus namaycush (lake trout), 3577 nucleotides long. RefSeq names its product ADAM metallopeptidase domain 17b (gene adam17b). The record is from RefSeq and is a predicted model, not a curated record. Gene Ontology annotation, biological process: Notch signaling pathway; membrane protein ectodomain proteolysis. The transcript has 18 exons. The coding region runs from base 289 to 2847 and encodes 852 amino acids. Gene Ontology annotation, molecular function: metalloendopeptidase activity. Lineage: Eukaryota; Metazoa; Chordata; Actinopteri; Salmoniformes; Salmonidae. Gene Ontology annotation, cellular component: plasma membrane.